CAACUGUGAGAGAGAGCAAACAAGACUGACUUCCCCCCCGACUCUCUCUCUCUCGCUUCUUCUUUUCUGCCCCUUGUUUUCUGCCCCUUAAUCAACUGUAUGUCAGGUCAACCCAGUCAGUUAAGUUUUCACUUGUGUUGUAGCUGUUUGUGAGAAAUCAAUCUAGACAAAAUACCAAUAUAUAUUUUGAAUAAAGUUUAGUGCAGUAAAAUGCCAGGGAAGUGCUCUUUGGGGCAGGGUGGUAGAACCGGGACUCAGGUGAUUACAGUCCUAUGCUGCACUGGUGCUCACUGUGACUGUCUUCCUCUGACAAUUAACUGAAGAAGACGGCAAGCCAUUGGGCACAGACGUCAAUUCAAAGUCUAUUCCACGUGAGUUCAACAUCAUUAAAUUGAGAUAACGUUGAUUCAACCAGUGUUGGCUCAGUGGGAAGCCUCUAACACAAUGACACUCAAGGUAACCAUGCCUGGAAAACGAAGUGGGCUUACAUUCUCUCAGCUGAGACUCUUUCUUUGUUUCCUGAUGUAUUGCUGGAGUCUAGCUGAUCCAGUAUGUGGGUACUUCCUGAAAAACUGCACAAUCCGGGGUAAUCUCAGUGACCCCUCUAACAUGAAAGUACUCUGUUAUAACAGGAAUCUUGAAGUCAUACCUUUAGAUAUUCCGCUGAAAGUAAGCAAUUUAGACUUGGCCAUGAAUAAGAUUUCCAAGAUCGAAAAGUUGGAUUUUACAGACCUAUCAAACCUCAAAAUUCUAAACAUGUCCAUAAACCAGAUCUCUCAAGUGGAUGAUGGGGCUCUUGGACACCUAGAUGCUCUUCAGGAGCUGGGUCUGGCUCAUAACAGACUCACAACCCUGUCAGACCAUUUGUUUCAGGGCCUGGCCAACCUCUCCCUGCUACAUCUGGACAACAACCUCAUUGCAACCAUCAGCUCCUCAUCAUUUCAGCCUCUCUCCAGUUUGAAGACAGUGAAUUUAACCAAGAACAACCUUUAUAAUAUGAAGGAAGUUCAGGCCAUUGUACAAUUACCACACUUACAGGAGUUGUACAUUGGGAGCAACAGAUUCACAUCUUUCCAGUCACAGGAAAUAUCAAACACUUCUUUAAAGCUGAGAGUGUUGGAUUUAUCCCGGAAUCCAUUGGAAAUCUUCAGAGUCACGGGAGAUGUUUUUCCUUACCUUGAGGUGUUAGACAUCGCCUACUGUGGCCAACUUGGACGCAUGGAAUGGGAUGUGCUGAACAGGUCUUUUCUGAGCAACGUCGAUCGUCUCAACUUGAGCGGCAUUGAGAUGUCUUUCGAGAGGAGUAUGGUACUGCAGACUGUCAACUCCUCAUUAGUCCAUCUGAGAUUGCAAGACCUUGUAAACGGCUCAAGGCUAAAGGUCAAGGCUCUCACUGAUAUUGCCUGCCAUAUACCUAAACUCAGCGUGCUCCGACUGGAAUAUAACAACAUAGGUAAUCUCUCUGAGGAAUUUCUCCAGUCAUGUAAACACAUGACAGAAGUGGACAUAUCAAAUACUGGUCUUACUCAGCUGUCUGAAUUUUCAUUCAGAUCAAUCGAGCAAAUAAGUGCUUUGAAACUGGGCCACAACAGGCUUUCUUCCGUACCAAAGGCCACAAGAAAUCUACCUACACUGAAGAUCCUGGAUCUCAGCUUCAAUAUCAUCAAUAAACUAGGCUGCUCAGAUUUCUCCAAUCUUACAGGACUCACACAACUCUUUCUUUUCCAUAAUCAAAUCCCCAACCUUCCAGGAUGUGUAUUCCAGGAUUUGAAAGACUUAAGGAUCCUUAAACUGGGAUCAAACAAAAUCCUGACCUUGAAUGAUGCAUUCAUGAAUGGGUUGCACAAACUUGAGACUUUGUUGAUGGCAGGCAAUAAACUGAGCUCUAUCAGAAAAGGUGAGUUUAAAAGCUUAGUAUCACUCAAGAAUUUGUUUUUAUUUGACAAUCAGAUUGCCAGUAUGGAAGAUGGAGCCUUUGAGGGAUUGGUCAACCUUACAGAACUUCAACUGGACUCAAAUAAGAUCACUCAAACAGACAUAAGAAAUACUGUGCUCACGGGACUUCCACACUUAAGAACUCUUGAUAUAUCCUGUAAUUACAUCACAUAUGUAAAUGAUGAUAAAUUAGACCCUCCACCCUUCUCUCAUCUGACAUCUCUGGAGAACCUCAGGAUAUUUAGUCAGCGUCACAAGGGACUGUCUCAUCUACCUAUCAACUUUCUUGAAGGACUGAAAUCUUUAUUGUCAUUCCAGGCAGGGAGUCUCAAUAUUAAGGACCUGCACCCAGACACAUUCAUUCACACACCCCAGUUGUGGUUCCUUGAUGUCAGUAAGAAUGAGUUCACAGCCCUCACUCCAAAGCUGUUUCACCCAACCCCAAGGCUCAACAGCCUGUACCUGUCCAAAGCACGACUUCAGUCCUUAGAUUUCCUCAUAGGAGCAAAGCUCAGUAGAGUCACUUUGUUGCAGGUGAGCAAGAACGACAUAACAGUAGUCAAUGAGACAGUGUUGCAAUCUCUCCCUGCCUUGACAUACCUGGACAUGCAAGAUAAUCCUUUCACCUGUGGCUGCAGCGAUGCUUGGUUUGUCCAGUGGAUGGAGAGCGACAACCAAACACAAGUUGUUGGUGCAGGAGAAUUUACCUGCAACUAUCCUGCCGAUCUAAAGGACACCAAGCUGUUGGAUGUUGAGCUUCAGUUCUGUACAGUGGACUUAGGACUUUACUGCUACAUCUCUACCACUUGUCUGGUCCUCCUCACCCUGGUAGCAUCCUUUGCCUACCACUUCCUGAAAUGGCAGGUAAUUUACGGCUAUUACCUCUUCCUGGCUUUCCUCUAUGACACCAAGCAAAGGAAUAAGCUCACGCCUCAUGGCUGUCAGUACGAUGCCUUCAUCUCCUACAACGCCCACGAUGAGCCCUGGGUCCUGAGGGAGCUUCUGCCAGAGCUGGAGGGAGAGCAGGGCUGGAAGCUGUGUCUCCACCACCGGGACUUCCAGCCAGGCAAACCCAUCAUAGACAACAUUAUGGACGGCAUCUACGGAAGCCGCAAGACCAUCUGUGUCAUCAGCCACCGCUACCUAGAGAGUGAGUGGUGCUCCCGGGAGAUCCAGGUGGCCAGCUUCCGGCUCUUUGAUGAGCAGAAGGACGUCCUUAUUCUGGUGUUCCUGGAGGAGAUCCCUACCCACCAGCUGUCACCCUACCACCGGAUGAGGAAGCUAGUGAAGAAACGCACGUACUUGAGCUGGCCCAGGAAUGGGGAGCACAUUGUGCUCUUCUGGCAGCAACUACGGCUGGCUUUAGAGACCAAGGACGGCCCUGCUGAGGAAAAUCCCAUCCUCUCUGGUGUGCAGGCUCUGUGAUAGUGACACGUUGAUAGUGACACCUCACUCUGAACCUUUUCUGUAUAUUUACAUGAGAAUAUUGAAGAUGCACUCUCACACUUUUGUCUAAUUUCAGCCAGUUGUUUUGAAAGUGGUGCUCACGAGCCAGAAGUGGUCCCCGUUUCCUGUGUAUCACGUCAUCUAAAGUGUUUUUUUGCCUAUUAGUAUUAUAUGUUAUGAAUUAAUUUCAUACUAUACAGUAUGUUAUGAUUUUAUUGUGCUUAUCAUCCUGGAGUGCAUCUUUAAGACGUUCCUAAGAGUAUUGAUGUGCCCAUGGGUCAAUCUAAGUAGCAUAUGAAAAAAAUCCCCAUCAAAGUUAGUUUAAGCUAGAGAUAUCAGUUUCUUUGCAUGGGUCUCAGAGCAAUUGAUAUUAUUCUGUACAUUUAUCUUCAAGGCCAAAUGUAGUUUGAUAUGUUAUGUUUUUUAUGGUAUUUUUUUAUGGUAUUAAUACAAAACGUAGCUAAUAAGCUAAGUAGUUACAAAGUAGCAAAAAGUUAGUAAGUAGUUGAACAGUUCCUCACUAGCCAAAAUGCUAAAGUUGUCCGUGAUGAGAUUCGAUCUCGCAACCAUAUGCCCACCCAUCUGUCAUAUGCAACUAUGCCAAAACUAACAUACCAUACUAAAUGGAGUGUUUCGGAUUUUCAGUGCAUUUAGAAAGUAAUCAGACCCCUUGACUUUUCCCACAUUUCGUUACGUUACAGCCUUAUUCUAAAAUGUAUUAAAUUAAUAAAAAAUCAUCAUACAUCUACACACUAUACUCCAUGAUGACAAAGCAAAAUGUGUUUUUUUGACAUUGUAGCUAGUUUAAUAAAAUGUUUCAACAGAAAUACCUUUUACAUAAGUAUUCAGACCCUUUGCUAUGAGACUCGAAAUUGAGCUCAGGUGCAUCCUGUUUCAAUUGAUUCUUGAGAUGUUUCUACAACUUAACUGGAGUCUAUAUGUGAUAAACUGAAUUGAUUGGACAUGAUUAAAAAAGCACACACCUGUCUACAUAAGGUCCGACAGUUGACAGUGCAUGUCAGCGCAAAAACCAAGCCAUGAGGUCGAAGGAAUUGUCCCUAGAGUUCCAAGACAGGAUUGUUUUGAGGCACAGAUCUGGGGAAUGGUACCAAAACAUUUCUGCAGCAUUGAACGUCCCCAAGAACACAGUGUCCGCCGUCAUUCUUAAAUGGAAGAAGUUUGGAACCACCAAAACUACCUAGAGCUGGCCGCCCAGUCGAACUGAGCAAUCAGUGCAAAAGUGACUUUCUCAGGGAGGUGACGAAGAACCCGUUGGUCACUCUGACAGAGCUCUAGAAUUCCUGUGUGGAGAUGGGAGAACCUUCCAGAAGGACAACCAUCUCCUCAGCGGGCACAUAAAGAGAAACAAGAUGAUCUGGUCUGAUGAAACCAAGAUUGACUCUUUGGCCUGAAUGCCAAGCGUCACGUCUGGAGGAAAACUGGCACCAUCCCUACGGUGAAGCAUGGUGGUGGUAGCAUCAUGCUGUGGGGAUGUUUUUCAGAAGAAGGCACUGGGGCUAUUUAAUCCAUUUUAAAAUGAGGCUGUAACGUAACAAAACGUGGAAAAAGUCAAGGUGUCUGAAUUCCUUCCGAAUGCACUGUACGUACAGAAUAAUGCGAAAUGCUCUGAGACUAGGUUUGCAACCGUUUAUGUUGGCUUUCCGCAUCUGCAGUGGAAGGUGGCUGAGCUACAGCGAUGUUAGUCAGACCAUGAAACAGCCGAAACGGUUUGGCCUACAAACUAUUAUGACCCCUCUUUGGAAAGUCACAGGCCUGAUCUGAAGGUAAACCAGCACUGAUUCCACUCUAUGGAAAGGGGAGACUCUUACGAACAAGGUGAUAUUCUCCGUUUUGUCACAGGUCUCAGCUGAAGGUAACCCAUACAAACUAAUUGAAGUAUGAAGGUAGUUUUCUUCUAACAAAAAUAAGGGGUUACAUUUAAAAAAUAUAUAUUUUAAAAAGUCAGCUUUCUUGUAUCUCCUAGAUAUCGGAGAGACCAGUGAUUAAUUUGUAAAUCGGGAGGUGCCGGAACAAUAAAAAGUGAGCUCGAGAGUCAGGUGACCUGGGGAGUUCUAAGGUACCGGAAUGAAUUAAAAAAUUAAUUACCUUCAUAAUAAAUCUUUGCAUGCAUAUCAUCACAUUUGCGUAGUGGCAUAGAGCAGUAGAAUUAAGGCACUUAUAGAAGUUGCACACAUGGAGAACAUUUUUAGUAGCCUGGGGUCCGGGAAAAUGUUAGUCUUUUAUAAAUUAAUUUCAGCAAUUUUAUGUUAUUUUACCUGACUGGAGACUUUGCCAGAAUAUUUUUUAGUACCGCAAAAAUGAUCGAAAUGACAAGCUACUUUGACACUGACAAACUGAGAAAUCUGAGAUCAAUUAAAAACGACCUUGUCUUGAAUCCAUCAAUAGUCUAGGCCUAGUUGUGUGAAGACACAUAUUGUAGGCUACAAUAUGCGGGGCAAAUUAUAGUCCUAAAAAUGCUUCCAGUUUGACUGACUCACUCAGCUAACUCAAUCAGCCUCUCGCUCUCUCUUUUGUAAAAAUAAUACUUCGAAGUUGAUCAAAUAUUUUGGUAGCCUACAGCAGAGUCUUCUCUUUUCAGUAGGAGUCAUUUGCCUUACAACCUGUGUUUUCACUUGAAUGAACUUAAAAUACUCAAAUAUUGUGAAAGGCCUGUUUUUUCUGCAUGGUGUUUUUUCACUGACAGAUUUGCCACUCGUUCCCGGAUGUAGGCUAUUCCUUGUUUAUUAGGUUACAAUCCACAGCUACUGAUCCUCUGUCACUAAAUUAUAAAUUAUUGUUAUGGUGUAGUGGGCUAUUCGGAAUGAUUUAAUCAAUUUCUGAACAGACAGCAGUAAUAAUAUAACUUUGGCAAAUGUAUUUAAAUGUAUCAAGGGUGCUGCAGUUCAUUCAGAAUCCUUCGCAUGGCUAUGAUUCUAUGAGGAAAUAAAUGAGAGAUGUGAGUUGCAGGCUCAUGUCUAUCAGAGUAGAGAGAGGGAGAGAGGUCAUAGAAAGUGAAACUCAUUCUAGUUAUGUGAGACAUACUGGCCGCUUCUCACACAGCCAAGGCCACGCGUUGGUCUCAAACAUUGCUUACAAUGUUACACAAACCAAUAACCCGGGCCGAACCAACCAAAAUCAACUCUUAGAAUAUUAGUCCCACCUUAAAAAUGUACUUUUUCACAUUACUUUUCUUUCUGGGGGCCGGAGAAUGAACUAAAGGCUAAAUUAAGCACUGGGACAGACACAUCAAAAACCUUAUUCCGUAUGAUUUCUUUUUGGAAAGACUUUUUAUUUUAUUUUUUACAUUUAUGAGUAUGUUAUUCAAUGCGUUUCUAUGGGCUUUAGUAGUAAAGGGCAAUUUCAAUAUUUUAUCAAAUAUUUUUUUUAGAGGGUAGGAAAUGCUUAUAUUUGUAAAUUGAAUAAGCCAAUUCAUGAUCAUAUUAGAUUAUUUUUUCCUUGUCAUAGAUAUUAUUGAUUUUGUUACUAAAUGAAUGCAAUAUAAUCACACUUUUACAGUUUAUUUGUACAUUUUGAUAUCUGUCAUACAAAAUGUUCAGCAUAAAAUGUGAUAAUAAAGUAUCAAUUGAAGCGUUCAAAGAACAUUGUUCGAGUGACUUGUGUGUUGUGGUGAUGUGAUUUUAUGUAUUGACAGCAGGUUUGGAUAAUUUUCUAAUAAGACACCAUGUUGUACAGAUGUUCACAGUUGUUAUUCAUCGAACAGAGAUCGCAGACACACUGACUCCUAUUCCACACAGCCCAUCAUGUCUGGGGGGAUUUUGUUAGGCUCUGGACGGAUCCUGCUGAAAGCCAGUAGCCUGGGUGUCUCCUAGUGGUAGUACUCAGGGUCCACAUACACUUUGAUGUAGGCUGCACAUGCCUUCCUUGAUGCCGGAGAUGGGCAGUGGGGCCUCUCUGGCUACUGCCCCAGGGGUGGCAGACAGGUCCUUAUCACAGGCGGCUUGUUACUCCUUGAUUGAGGAGGAUGGGCUCAAUGUAAUGGCUGGAACAGUAUAAAUGGAAUGGUACACUCUUAGAUAAAUG
Messenger RNA from Oncorhynchus nerka (sockeye salmon), 7422 nucleotides. Its product is annotated as toll-like receptor 13. NCBI's taxonomy places the organism in Eukaryota, Metazoa, Chordata, Actinopteri, Salmoniformes, Salmonidae. The record is from RefSeq and is a predicted model, not a curated record. Gene Ontology annotation, biological process: toll-like receptor signaling pathway; inflammatory response; immune response. Gene Ontology annotation, cellular component: plasma membrane. Gene Ontology annotation, molecular function: transmembrane signaling receptor activity; protein binding.